AGGAAGCGCGCCCGGCCGCGGCCCCGGGACCUGCCCAGACGCCCGAGUCUGGAACGCCGAGCGCCUCGUCCCGAUUUGCCAGGUGUGCGGGCCGGAGCCGCAGUCCCGGGCCGUGGCCGUCGUGCGCCGCCCGGGCGUUUCCUCCUGCUCGCCCCGCCCGGCUCCCCGGCCUCUGGCCUCCGCGCCCGCGCCGCCAGCCUCCCGGAUCCGGCCCUGCCGCGCUCCCUCCACGCCCCCCACGAGUCCCGGCCACCCAGGAGCUGAUGUCCUGAGGUCGCCGCCCGCGGUCGCUGCGCCCCGGCCCGGGAGCUGCCCUGGGAAGUUGGGGCUAGGCGCGCCGGGUAUGCGCCAUCACCAUGUCCCGCCUGGGCUCGUGGCUCGGUGAGGUCCAGUGGCUGGUCUUGGUGUCGCUCUUCGUCGUGGCCCUGGGCACAGUUGGCCUGUACCUGGCGCAGUGGGCGCUGGCCAGGGCGCGACCCCGGCCCCCGCGGCGGGCGGCGGAGCCUGGUGAGGGCCGGCGCCCCGAGUCGGACACUCUGCUCGCCUGGAUCCUGACGCUGAACAGCUGGAGGAGCCAGUGGCAGGCCGCCUGGGUGACGGCCCUGAACGAGGAGGCCAGACGGAAAGGGGGCCCGCUGCUCCUUUCCUUUGAGGAGGACCCGCUGCAGCCGCCCCUGGAGCUGGCGGUGCAGCAAGUCUGGAGUGUGGCCAGGUCAGCCCAGGAGAAGUUGGUGUCCUGUCACGUGGUGGGCGAGACCCUUCAGUUCCUGGUCAGCGCGGGGCCUGCCUCCCCCCAGGACGCAGGGCGCCAGCUGUAUGGCGUGCGACUCUCCCCGUUCCGUUUACAGCUGGAGCUCCACAUGAAAGAGAAGAGAGAGGACAUUCAGAUCAGCUGGUCCUUCAUCAGCGUGCCGGAAAUGGCCGUUAUGGUCCAGCCCAGAGCACUGGGGGAGGACCGGACGGUCAAGACGAAGGCAGUGUCUGAGACACUCCAGGAUAUUUUGAGGCACCUGGUUAGUUCCGCCUCCCCAUCAGUGGUUCUGAGCACCAAGCCCAUGGACGUGAGGGAAGUUCAGAAUCUACAGUGCGCUUCACGUACUCCUCAGGAAUCCUGUCCUCCCAAACCUCCCAGGGCUCACGAAUUCAAACUCUUGGUGAAGAACAUCCGAGCCUCGCUGCUACGUGAUCCCGGUGCUUCAGGCCACAUAAACCCACUGUGUGUAGUUCAGCUGAACGAUCCUGUUCAGAAGUUCUCCAGCGCCCUCGCGAAAAACACUACCGACCUCAUUUGGGAAGAAGAAUUCACCUUUGAGUUGAAUGCUAAGUCGAAGGAGUUGUACCUGCAGAUUUCACAGGAUGGGCGAGCCUCAGAAGCUCUGCUGGCCAUGACGACUGUUCCUCUAGAUUUGUUUAAGAAGCAGCCCUCUGGGCCACAGAGCUUCACGCUGACCAGUGGCUCCUCCUUCGGCAGCUCGGUGUUGGGGUCGGUCACUGCGGAGUUUUCUUACGUAGAACCCGGUGAAGUGAAACCCUGGCAAAUGCCUCCUCCUGUUCCUGCUGCAAAGAUAGAGAAAGACCGCACGGUGAUGCCGUGUGGGACUGUGGUCACUACUGUCACUGCCGUGAAAAGCAAGCCUCGCUUUGACACGGGGAGGGCAUCCCCACUGAGCUCUGAGUCUCCCCUGAGGACGCCUGUCAAGGUGAGGGUGAUCGAGAAGGACAUCUCCGUCCAGGCCAUCUCCUGCCACGGCGCUCCAGUCAGUAAGACAUUCUCCUCGUCAGAUACAGAACUGUUGGUGUUGAAUGGUUCUGACCCAGUGGCCGAAGUCGCCAUUCGACAGCUCAGCGAAUCUUCGAAGCUGCCGCUCAAGUCGCCGAGGAAGAAAAGCACCCUCAUCAUAUCCGGGGUCUCCAAGACCUCACUGUCUCAGGACACUGACGCCGCCCUGAUGCUGGACUACGUGGGCUCCAUGGACAGCGCCCGCCAGGCGGACGCCCCGUCCCAUCCAGGGGCGGCCGCAGCCUCUGACCCGCCCGAGGAAGAGGCCUCAGCCCAGGCCCCGCCGGCCCUGGAGCCCCAGGAGAGUGAGCUAGACUCCUGGGACUUGGAGAAGGAGUCACAGGCCAUGGCGUGGGGCAGCCAAGUCCUGCUGGACCCCGACGGGGACGAGCUCUCGGAGAGCUCCCUGAGUGUCUCGGAGCCGGGCGCUGCCAAAAAGCAUAAAGGAGGGAUUUUAAGGAAAGGCGCAAAGCUGUUCUUCCGCCGACGGCAUCAGCAGAAAGACCCCGGGAUGAGCCAGUCGCACAAUGACCUCAUGUUCCUGCAGCAGCCUGAGAGGGCCCGGAGGAAGGGGACAACGCUCACCAGGAUCCUGAACAAGAAGCUGCUCUCCAGGCACAGAAGCAAGAGCACCAUGAACGGCGCCCCCCCGGACCCCUGUGCAUAGGUCCACGGUUGGCAGCCUCUUUACCUUGAUGCUGUGAGAUGUGGGCCCAUCUUAACUACCUGCCAGGACAGAGCGAGAGGGCCAGUGAGCUGUCGGACGGCCUGCCUUGCCUAGCUGGGUUUUACCCAACAACUUCAUCCUUUAAAGGGGAAGAAAAAUCUGAGUCUCCAACCAGGAGGUUUCCCCCAGAGAGAACCCACAAAGCUUGAUUUGCCACCAGAUGCCAAAGGAGACUUGAUGGGUCCGCCCAUUGGGCUGUGCUCAAAUCUAAGAGUUGCAGUCAAUAUUAGAAGGAUAUUUACAGGAUGAACUCAAGAACAUGCUGUCAUGGACUGUGGAUGGGGCAGGUUUGGGGGACUCAACUCGACCCACUCUCUGCUCUAACAGAUAUUAUUUUGGGUCCAUGCCUGGACCGCAUCACCAAGAGGAGGCAUCCCUCUGUGCUGUCACUGUGAAUGGAAUGGAUGGGUCACCUCUCUGAAUGGGCUACUCAGAAUAAAAAAGUGUAGCUGGCCCUGAGUACAGAGAGGUGGCACAUACGCAGGAUUGUUGGUAAACAGAGAAAUUACGAUAGGAAUGGAAACACUAUGACAAAUGUAGGAAGACACUUGCCUUCGAUAUUAGCCAUAUAACUUGAAAAAUUAUGCAAAUACUAAAUAUAUCCUAUGCAUAUUAUGCAGAACACUUUUCUAAGUUUACUUUGAGCCUAUUUGCAAGGUGGGAGAUAUAUAAAUUCUUAAGUGGUUUUUACAUUUUUCUCUAUAGUGUCAAAAGCUCUAAUAAUACCAGUGGAGCAGUCAACACACUGAUCUCUUUUUUCCAGUCUGGCAUACUUGCUCAACAGGAGUGCAGUGAGCCUCUCAGAUGAAGUUGGGAGUGAUAAGUGACAGCUACAGAACAUGGUAACCACGCACACGUGGUUUUUCUUUAGUCCGAGGUUGGUUUGCCAAAUAUUGCCAAUAGCCGAAAUAAAGUUCCCUUAGGGUAAAAGACAAAAUUAUUUGAUAUCUCAGCUGUGAGUCUUAGGAAUGGAAGUUUAAUAACCAAUGGGCCGAUCUUGCAUCAGACUCCUUUUAUGAGCUCUUUAGAGUUCUACUGUGAACAGUGCUUGACAUGUUUUGGGGUGCCCUUGUUUUGAUUUCCAGUGGAAAAAUUGAUAAGCUUGGCACAUAAUUUUAAUACCCCUAUGUAUCUUUCCAACCACUUUCCACUUAGGUUCUUUCACAGUUUCCUCAUUGGUCCACCCUGUCCUGAAUCUGCCACUUCUAGGAGAUGUGCUUCUUCAAGAGCAGUUGUCAUUAGGGUGAAAGGCUUGGACAGUUGAAUAAGAUUCAUUUUCCUCCAGUAAGAUUUAAAAGGCUAUUAUGAAAACAACUUUUGUCACAGACGUGAAAUUGGGUGAGCUCCUUCCUACAGGUGUUUUUGUUAAUCCUUAAACAUAUUUCAGGGGUCAUGGAGCCAUUGAUGAGCAAAAACCUUUAUAAAAACCAAAAUUAUAGAAUUUUUUCUUUUCCUUUUUUUUAGGGAGAGAUUAAUAAUUUUAAUGCACAUUUAAAAUAAUUUAAAUGCACAUUUAAGAAUUCUUAGGUGUCGCAGGAAUUAUCAAGUGACUGUAAAAUGACUUUUUCACCAUGCUUUGUUUUUAAAGAUUAUAUUUCAAUUUUAAUUAUUGUAAAACAGCAGUUGGCAUUCCAAAACAUAUUAAUACCAAGUUAGUCCCCACAGAUUAGCGAUCACUGCUAGUCUUUUUGGAACAGGUGGUCACUUAGCGUUUUCUUUUACUUGAAGGAUGACUGUUCUUUCUCAUGGAGGCAUUCAGGAAUGAAUUCUAAGAGGAUAUUAUGUGUCAGAAUUUCAGACACUGAUCAGAAGUUUUUAGUACAGUUUUCUGGUUUGUUUGCUUUUGAAAUUCAGAUGGACUCAGUUUAUUCAAGUGCGAAGGUAUCAGAGUUUUAGACUGGGCUUUCUCGCUCUCCAAAAAAAAAGUUUUAGCCAUUCGCAUUCCCAGACGACCCCCAGGGACAUUCUGUUCUCUGUUGAACACCUUCGUCAAGGGCUCUGCUUUCUCAACGUCCCCGUGACUUGAAACCUCCUCAGGGUCCUGGGAGUGUCAGGUGGGCUGCGUCUGUCCCAUGUGUGAAGCAAAUAAAUUAACACGGGAGGUGCAGUGUUGUUCAGGAGACCCCCAUUUCUUUGUGUCUCUGGGGUGCACAUUGAGACGCCUGUACCUUUGAGUAAGAUCCAGGAGCCCACACUCAGAACGCACACACUUUGUCUCCAUCUAAUAUCCUGUUGUGAAGUUACGGAGGACAAGGACACUAACGUAGCAGGGAGUUUAGACGAAAAAAUGGAAAAAGAAGGAUGCAUCUGGGGUCACACCGUGAGAAAACGGGCUGUAUUGAUACUGUGAAUGCUUCUCCAAGCUGUUUAUCCAGGUUUGGUUUUGAAUGGUGUAGGGUAUUUAUGUUAAAGUAAACGUCAUUAAGGUUAAAGAGCAAUUAUGGUGAGACACCAAAUGCUGAACAUACUAAUUUGUAAAUCACCUUAUUCCCUGUGCUUUUCUGUAAGCUGCAGUGGCUUGAGGGCUUUUGUUAUUUAGUCUUGGAUGAAAUUUUUGCAGAGUGGUAUUUGAAAAGUGAUUCCCCGUGAACACUAAUAUUAACGUGUGUCUGUAUGUCUGGAAGUAGGUGCUCAUGUUGGCUUUAGUGAGCUGGCGACGCCUCCCUGUGCUCUGUGUAAGGAUGUGCCCGCGUGUUUGUGGAGGCAUGAACUGGAAUGAGCUUUACGUGUGUUUUAAUGUAGCAAUAACGAAAGUAGCGAUCUCACGUUCCAGCGGAAAACCUGCUGUGAGGAGGAAGGUCUAGACAGAGCACUUGAUUUAAAUCAAAUCUCAAGUGUGAGCUCGAAACCAGCCCUGGAUUCCUCCUGAUGGCUACCUGGCCAGGUGCUGCCGACCACUCACAAAUCAGGUGCAGGGCUAGGUUUCUGAUGGGUUUUACUGGCGUCUACCGAAGAGAGUGGCAGAUUUGCUUCUUGAGAAGAAAGGGAAAGAUUAACUUACACUGCUGCCACCAAAUGCGGGUGUUUUCUGAGUAACAGUCUCACAGCUCUUGGUCUUGAAACCUCAGCACAAGCUGGCAGACACUGGAAGUCACAACAUUUCUCUCUACCAGAUGGAAAACAGGUGUCGGCACUGGUGCAGACAACUCACGCCAGGCCCCUCUCCACGGCCCCAAACCUGCCGAGGCCUGACUGCCAAGGCAGGGCCCGCCGAACUGCCGAAUCCUGCAAAGCAAACUCAGGGUACCUCGGGUUCCUCUGCCUCACCAUCUACUCCUUACACGCGAGGAUGCUUUUGGAACACGCUCCCCCGCCCAGCGCGCCCAGCUUCCAGCAGGUCAGGAAUGCACCGUUUAUAAUUUAGGCUAGUAGUUUUUUUCCCCCAAUGUCACAUCAAAGCUACAUUUUAAACAAAGAAGAAACUAAAAGGUUUCCCAGGUCUGUGGCAAGGUUUGGCUUGAUGCCCCAGUGUGGGGAUGAAUUUACAUGACAAUGAUUGUAUUCCUUGGUAGCACUUUAAAAACAUUACAGUCCUGUGCAGCUGGCUCAUUUGGAGACGAUGUGGCUGGAACAUGAAUGGUCUUUGAAAGAAAUAAAUGUGCACAUGGAUCACUAAAGGCCGAGUGGUUUUUGCCC
Messenger RNA from Diceros bicornis minor, 6143 nucleotides. RefSeq names its product C2 calcium dependent domain containing 2 (gene C2CD2). The transcript is spliced from 14 exons. NCBI's taxonomy places the organism in Eukaryota, Metazoa, Chordata, Mammalia, Perissodactyla, Rhinocerotidae. The record is from RefSeq and is a predicted model, not a curated record. The coding region runs from base 357 to 2447 and encodes 696 amino acids.